UUCACGAAAGGCUAUUAUUUAGACCGAUAAGACUGAGAGGUGUCAGAUUUAACGAUGUCUGUUCCCAAGUCGGUUGCUUUGCCCGGGGGUGACCAGAUUCCGGCCGUGGGGUGCGGGACGUGGACCGUGUGGGAGGCUGCACCUGGCGCUGUCCGGGAUGCAAUUAAAGCUGCUAUCGCGGAGGGCUACAGACACGUGGACUGCGCAUGGGUGUAUGGAAACGAGCAAGAAGUCGGAGAAGCGAUACAGGACAAAAUCAAGGACGGUACCGUUGCGAGAAGCGACUUGUUUGUCACAACCAAGCUGUGGGACACCGCUCACAGGCGCGGCGCCGUCACGGAGCAGCUGAAGAAGGCCCUUGCAAGGCUCAGCCUGGACUACGUUGACCUCUACCUUAUCCACUGGCCCACCUCAUUCAAGGAAGGUGACAUCGAUUUCCCAAAGGACGACAACGACAAACACAUCUUCGAGUUCCAUGAUAUCCAGGACACAUGGAAGGGUAUGGAAGAUGCGAAGGAUGCAGGACUGACAAAGAAUAUCGGCAUCUCUAACUUCAACAGCAAACAGGUGCAGAGAGUGAUUGACGGGGCUCGCAUCAAGCCGUGCAACAUCCAGAUCGAGGUGAACCCCUUGUUCAGUAACGCAAGGCUUAUCGACUUCUGCCGGGAACGGGGACUAACGGUCACAGCCUACGCUCCCUUCGGGAGCCCCAAUAGGCCAUGGAAGAAAAGUGACGACCCUGUGUUGUUCGAGCAACCAAUCUUGAAAGACAUCGCUGCCGCCAAAGGGAAAAGUCCUGCGCAGGUGUGCCUGAGGUUCCUCCUCCAGCGGGGCUUGGUCGUCAUCCCAAAGAGCGUCACACCCUCAAGGCUGAAGGAAAACUUCCAGUUGUACGACUUUGAAUUGUCUGAAGCCGAGAUGAAACAAAUGUUCAGUCUGAACAGAGAUCACCGCGUGUAUGGACAGGAAAUAACACUCGACCAUCCGGAGUAUCCAUUUUCAAUUCCCUUCUGAAGCCACAUGAUACUUCAUUAUUGUCCUGGUCCAGACGGACACCGGUCAUGACUAAUAUAUACAAUAAAACAAAACAUCUACGGAA
This is a messenger RNA of Haliotis rufescens (red abalone), 1099 nucleotides long. RefSeq names its product 1,5-anhydro-D-fructose reductase-like. The record is from RefSeq and is a predicted model, not a curated record. The transcript is spliced from 10 exons. Bases 55 to 1014 code for a protein of 319 amino acids. Gene Ontology annotation, cellular component: cytosol. Gene Ontology annotation, molecular function: aldose reductase (NADPH) activity. Lineage: Eukaryota; Metazoa; Mollusca; Gastropoda; Lepetellida; Haliotidae.